AUGUGGAGCGGCCGCAGCUCCUUCACGAGCCUGGUGGUGGGCGUGUUCGUGGUGUACGUGGUGCACACCUGCUGGGUUAUGUACGGCAUCGUCUACACCCGCCCGUGCGCCGACGACGGAAACUGCAUUCAGCCCUACCUGGCGCGGAGGCCCAAGCUGCAGCUGAGCGUGUACACCACCACGAGGUCCAACCUCGGUGCUGAGAACAAUGUCGACCUGGUGUUGAACGUGGAAGACUUCGACGUGGAGUCCAAAUUUGAAAGGACAGUUAAUGUUUCUGUACCAAAGAAAACGAGAAACAACGGAACUCUGUAUGCCUACAUUUUUCUCCAUCACGCUGGCCUCCUUCCGUGGCACGAUGGGAAGCAGGUGCACCUGGUGAGCCCUCUCACCACCUACAUGGUCCCCAAGCCUGAAGAAAUCAACCUUCUCACCGGGGAGUCUGCAACGCAGCAGCAAAUCGAAGCUGAGAAGAAGCAGACCAGUGCUGUGGACGAGCCCGUGUCACACUGGCGGCCGCGGCUCACACUGAACGUGAUGGUGGACGACUUCGUCUUUGAUGGCUCCUCUCUGCCCGCCGACGUGCAUCGGUACAUGAAGAUGAUCCAAUUAGGGAAAACUGUCCAUUACUUGCCCAUCUUGUUCAUCGACCAGCUGAGCAAUCGAGUCAAGGAUCUGAUGGUCAUAAACCGCUCCACCACCGAGCUGCCGCUCACCGUGUCCUACGAUAAGAUCUCUCUGGGGAAGCUGCGCUUUUGGAUCCACAUGCAGGACGCCGUGUACUCCCUGCAGCAGUUCGGGUUUUCAGAGAAGGACGCUGAUGAAGUUAAGGGAAUUUUCGUAGACACCAACCUGUAUUUCUUAGCUCUGACCUUCUUUGUCGCGGCGUUUCAUCUCCUUUUUGAUUUCCUGGCAUUUAAAAAUGACAUCAGUUUCUGGAAGAAGAAGAAGAGCAUGAUUGGGAUGUCCACAAAAGCAGUGCUCUGGCGCUGUUUCAGCACCGUGGUGAUAUUCCUCUUCCUUCUGGAUGAGCAGACGAGUCUGCUGGUGCUGAUCCCGGCCGGCGUGGGAGCGGCCAUCGAGCUGUGGAAAGUGAAAAAGGCUUUGAAAAUGACUGUUGUUUGGAAAGGCCUAAGACCUGAACUUCAGUUUGGCACAUACAGUGAAUCGGAAAGGAGAACUGAGGAAUAUGAUACUCAGGCUAUGAAAUACCUGUCCUACCUGCUCUACCCUCUGUGCAUCGGCGGAGCCGUGUACUCACUCCUCAACAUCAAGUAUAAAAGUUGGUACUCCUGGCUAAUCAACAGCUUCGUCAAUGGAGUGUACGCCUUUGGCUUUCUCUUCAUGCUACCCCAGCUCUUUGUCAACUACAAGAUGAAGUCGGUGGCACACCUACCGUGGAAGGCGUUUACCUACAAGGCCUUCAACACCUUCAUUGACGACGUCUUUGCCUUCAUCAUCACCAUGCCCACCUCACACCGACUGGCGUGCUUCCGGGACGACGUGGUCUUCCUUGUUUAUCUUUACCAAAGAUGGCUUUAUCCUGUGGAUAAGAGCAGAGUCAAUGAGUUUGGAGAGUCUUAUGAAGAGAAGCCCAUACGGAAACCUCACCCAGACUAG
This is a messenger RNA of Chrysochloris asiatica (Cape golden mole), 1620 nucleotides long. It is a transcript of the gene CLPTM1L, whose product is annotated as CLPTM1-like. The record is from RefSeq and is a predicted model, not a curated record. Gene Ontology annotation, cellular component: endomembrane system; membrane. The transcript is spliced from 18 exons. The coding region runs from base 1 to 1620 and encodes 539 amino acids. Lineage: Eukaryota; Metazoa; Chordata; Mammalia; Afrosoricida; Chrysochloridae.